AGGGAGCCGAGCCGUCAUGUCGAACGCGAUGUAUAAUGAGAUGUGGCAUCAGACCCAGGAAGCCCUCAGCUCUUUGCUCGUCAAAGAGUCUCAGAAGGUGCUAGAACCACAUAGCAAUCAAGUUUUCAUCUUCCAAAUGCUGGCCACCUUCUACAUCAAAUAUGUGCAGAUCUUCAGAAGCAUGGAGCACGUCUACGACCAGAUAGUCCAGCCUCAGAAGCGCGUGCUCAUCCGGAAGAUACUGGAUGGGGUGAUGGGCCGCAUCCUGGAGCUGAAGAACGAGAUGGUCGAACUGGAGUUAACUGAGUUUCAUUAUUUUGAUGACAUCUUGCAGGAUUUAAAGCUGGUUCCUCAACAGCUGGACAUCCCCAUACCCAGGUACUUCAUGAAGGAGAAGGCAGACGAGACCAGAAGAAGAGAGGAAAUCCUGUCUGAGAUCAUAGCCAGCAGUGGACUGAGUCUGCCCGACAAGAAACACCCUGGGAAGACUCUCUCCCUGGAAGAUGCUGUGAAGUUGAUCCAGGUUGCAGAGCGCGCCCGGCAAGGUCGGCUACGCGCCAUGUUCAUGAAGCAAAUCUUUCUUCAGGAAUUCAGGGCAAAGCAGACCAGGUCACUUAGCGAGAAAAUGGCCGACGUGGGGGCUGCGGCGCUACGCAUUCAGAAGGUUUGGCGAGGUUUCCGUCAGAGUAAGUUGACUGAGAAUGAGAGAGAGAAGGAGAUGAUAUUCCUGGGUAUGAGUCCCCCGCCUCUGUUUAAAGAAGUCAGUGCCACAGUGAUGCAGGCUGAGAAGGUGGCCUACCUGCGGAACCAGGUGCAGAUGAAGCAUGAAGAGAGCUAUAGAGAAGCGCUGGUCACGAUCAAGGACAACCUGAAAUUAGUAGAAGGUGCAGACAUCAAGGAGAACCUGCAGGAACAGAUCCGGCACUGGUUCAUCGAAUGCAGGAACUUAACUGGUGAUUUCCCCCAGUACCCUGAAGUCGAGGAAGGAGGUUCAGCUAUUAUUUUCUCCAACAAGACCCCACAACAGGUCAUCGAAGACAUCAUGGCAAACCAGGAAGAGCAGGAAAAGAGCACCAAGAAGAAGAAGGCGAAGAAGGAAAAGAAAACCCCCAAAAGGAAGGAAGCGAAAGCAGCAAAGGAAACAGCGAAGGAAGAAAACCAGGGGUGGAAAAUGUCGCCAAGUGCUUUCCUCAGUGCCAUGGAGGAAGGAAAUAACUUAUACAAAGACAUUUGGAAGAACAAAGAUGAAUCAUGGAAUUUCGCGCAGGGCCACGAUCCCGAGCUGGUCAAAGAGGAGAAGCGGAAAGAGCUGGAGUCGGAGAUACGGCUGCAGGUUGACGAAUUGAUGAGGCAGGAGCUGAAAAACCUAAAACUAGCCGUGAACAAAAUAAAGGAAAACCCAGUCAAAGCCAAGAAGAAAGGAAAUAAAAAGAAGGCGGGGAAGAAAGACAAAAAAGGGAAGAAGGGGAAGGACAAGGAUCUCACGGAGGACAGGACCAUCGAAUCUCUGUACAAGGAGCUGGUGGAGGCGGGGCUGCUGAUCCAGAACCCCAAGGUCAACCUCUCUGAUUACAUCGGCGAGUACUGCUACCUGGGCACGACCCUGCGCCAGGUGUCCGUGGAGCCCAUGCCCUCCCUGCAGGACAUCCGGCAGCUCAUCACCUUGUAUGGGAUCCUGCCACUAGGUUCCGCAGCCAUGCGGGAGAAGGCCCCUCCCGUGCAGUCCCUGCUGCUGGCCGGGCCGCCUGGGGUGGGGAAGAAGAUGCUGGUCCACGCCAUCUGCACGGAGACGGGGGCCAACCUGUUCAACCUGUCCGCGGCCAACGUCGCCGGGAAAUACCCCGGCAAGAGCGGCCUCCGAAUGAUGCUGCACUUGGUUCUCAAGGUGGCCCGGCAGCUGCAGCCCUCCGUGGUGUGGAUCGGAGACACGGAGAAGACCUUCUACCGCAGGGUCCCCGCGGCCGACAGGACGCUUGAGCCCAAGCGCCUGAAAAAACAGCUGCCCCAAAUCCUGAAGCUCCUGCGGCCGGAUGACAGGAUCCUGGUCGUGGGCACGACGCGGCGGCCCUUCGAUGCGGAGCUGCAGUCUUUCUGCAAGUUUUACCAAAAAAUCAUUCUGGUGCCCAGACCAGACUACGCAUCCCGAUAUGUCCUGUGGAAAGAAAUCAUCCAGCGCAACGGGGGCGUGCUGAGCAACUCCCUGAACGUCAGCUGCCUGGCCAAGGUCAGCGAUGGCUUCACCCCCGGGCACAUGGUCCACGUGGUGCGGAGCGUGCUCACCGAUCGCAGGGUCCGGCAGCAAAGCCGCAAACCGCUCACCGCCGGCGAGUUCAUCUCGGCGCUGACCAGCAUGGAGCCCGUGUACCAGGAGGAGGAGGACAGCUUCAAGGACUGGUACACCAAAACCCCAAUGGGGAAGCGGAGAGCGUUGGCGCUGACUGGAGGUAAAGCAGAAAAAGAAAAGGAGAAUGGAAAAAAGAAGGCAAAGCCAGGGAAAAAGAAAAAGUAACGCCUUUGUAAGGCAUUGAGUCAAUGCCCUGAGUCCCUCCCAGAGUGGCGGUGACCCCAGCUCUGCAGGGAGAAGAUUCACCAUCGCCUGUCGGAAGGUCACGCUCAUCAGCCCCUGCACCUGCUCACUUAGACUUCGGUUGGCCUCACACCCAGUUAGUUUUCCACCACGAUUAUUCUAGAGUCUGUCAUUGUUUUCCUAUCCAUGUGAAGUUGGUACAUAGCCAAAACUCAGUCUUCACGUGCUCCACGACUUCUCCCAGUAGGACCCUUCAUCUCAUCAGCACUAACUGCCAGAUUUAAAAUUUGAUAGAAAGUACUCUUAACUUGUCAGCUAGUAAGUGACUUAAGUCUAUCGUCGGUACACUAGCUUUUUAUUACUCCAUAUAUACUGUAUAUU
Talpa occidentalis (Iberian mole) is the source of this 2908-nucleotide messenger RNA. RefSeq names its product IQ motif containing with AAA domain 1 (gene DRC11). The coding region runs from base 17 to 2509 and encodes 830 amino acids. Lineage: Eukaryota; Metazoa; Chordata; Mammalia; Eulipotyphla; Talpidae. The record is from RefSeq and is a predicted model, not a curated record. Gene Ontology annotation, molecular function: ATP binding; ATP hydrolysis activity. The transcript is spliced from 19 exons.